CGACCACCCCUGGGAAAGCGACGCAGUUAGGUUGGAUAUUGCAUUUCACAUACUUCCCCUUUGAAUGUCUUUUCUGAAGAUUCUCUCAUUUGUCGCACAUUCCGAGUCCAGAUCGUGAUGGUUGUUCAACUGAAGUGUGGACGUUGAGAUAAAAUGAUGGUUCUGGAAGGGUCGUGCUGGAGACGCGCUUCGACGCGUCUCCUGAAGCAACCCCAAAUUUACGAAGGAACGUUACAAGUCAAUCAUCAGCCUCAUCUCAAAACAGCAGCAUUUCAAAGCAAUUCGGCCGGCAUUACAUGACCAAGGAACUUGGUCCGGAUGCUGAAGCGGCGCAAUUGAAGGACAUUGACAUUGGAAUCCAAUCUUAACUCACACGUUGGCAUGAACGAGAAGCUUCUCUUUGCCUUGGGCCUCCACCUUCGAACCCCUCUCCCUGGAACACAAGUCAUACCCAGGGAGCAGUCCACUGGAACCAUGGACAGUGCAGAGUCUACCCUCGUCGAGGCCACGAGCCAAGCAGAGCAGCCGGGCGGUUUAGAGGGACGUGAAGACGCGCAGAGCGGUAGUUUUAAGAGGCCAAGAGACCCCCCAAAUCUAGUGGAUCCUCAACCGAUUGUCGAGGUUCAUGUCAUCUCCCCGUUUGGAAAUACGAAAACCUACCGAGUCCACAAGAACUUUAUCUGCUACUAUUCGCCCUUCUUCGACGCAGCAUUUAAUGGCAAAUUUGCGGAGGGCGAUACUCAGUCAAUGAAGUUAAAGGACACAUCUACGGAAGCGUUUGGAAUCUUCGUCAAUUGGCUGUACACCCAAGACAUUGAAAACAAUAAGAGAGACCUGCCAUCCUGCGAAGCCUUGAUAAACUUGUGGCUGUUAGCAGACUUGGUGCUUGUUCCCAGUCUGCAGAACGAGGCAAUGGAGAAACUUGAAGAGGCCCGGAUAUUGAGGAAGAGACUCCCUUCAUCAGCUCUUGCUCGCGCGUAUGAGCAUACCUCCAAAGGCAGCCCAUUGCGUCGCUACAUCGUGCGGACUUGGUCGAUGUCCAGGAUCUGUAACCACGGCAAAUAUCCCCGCGAGCUUCUCGUCGACAUCAUCAACAGUCCGAAUUAUCGAGCAUGCUCAAGUACUGGAAGGGCGAUGGCCACGACCGCAUGGGAGGAACAGGACUUGCCUCUGAGCAACUUUUUUGUCAAUGAAGAGGAAUGUUCGGUGAGAGAGCAAAGAGUUGCUGGACCUGAAACGUCCGAGAGGAUGGCGAAGAAGAGGAGGAUUGAGGAGGCAGAGCAACCUACAGAAGAAGUCCUAUCAUGCGCAUAUGUGAAACUUACGCCAUGUUGAUUAUACUCCCUAUCUAACCACGCCUCCUGGCGAGCGGACAAAUAAGAGCAGUACUAAAUUCUCAAUGCCACAAUCCAAGUUUGAAUACUCUCUUCCUGCAGCACAUAUUCCCAGCAGCGGUUAAUUCAUUUAUGAACUUCGCUACGACAUAAGACCUUGGUGAGGAGUGGUACUGUUGCCGAUAAGAGUCUAAGUCUAUCAGAUUGAGGAACGUUUGCUCGUU
Hyaloscypha bicolor E is the source of this 1558-nucleotide messenger RNA. RefSeq lists its product as uncharacterized. The coding region runs from base 382 to 1335 and encodes 317 amino acids. The record is from RefSeq and is a predicted model, not a curated record. NCBI's taxonomy places the organism in Eukaryota, Fungi, Ascomycota, Leotiomycetes, Helotiales, Hyaloscyphaceae. The transcript is spliced from 3 exons. Gene Ontology annotation, molecular function: protein binding.